AUGACCCCACCCCCUUUUCACGACUCCUUCCCCCACGACCCCCCUUCGACCAUUUCCCCGCCUACGACCCCCUCGCCGAGCAGUGCCCCCCCCACCCCUCCCCCGGUCACAACUGCGCCUGCGCUCCGUCCCCCUUCUCCCCCACCUUCGAACACCGCCCGGGUGAAUAUUGCCAACGCGUGUUCGACGCCCGUGAAAAUCGUACUGGCCAGCAAUCAAGCCAACAACGACUUUUGGAAAGUUUACAACCCGGCUACUAACGCGGCGACUGCGGACGUUCCGUCUCCGUUUGACAUUCCGGCCGGUGGAUCGCGGGCAAACCUGCUUCUGGUCAAUACUGAUCCGGCGAGAGCGCUCUCAGUUCGCACCGGUUCCAUCGGUGCGACCGCCGCCGUCGGCCCUCUCCUCUCAACCAGUUCCACCGCCGGGCUGGAUAACAUUGUCAUCAACGUCAGCUUCGCAAACAAUACCACCACGCCCAGCCUGAGCUUCUCCUCCUUCCCUAGCGGGCCUGGCCGGUUCGCCUUUGAUCCGGCUGCCACCAGCAGCCCCGCCUCUACCGUGGCUCCAGCGGAGAUCGGGGUGAGUUGUGACGGUUACCUGCGCUCCACGCUGAUACCGGUAGGAACGCUGCCGGUGGGUGCCGCGGCACCGGUCCCUACCAUCACCCCAAGAGCAGCAACGGUCCCCGCGGUUAAGAAUUGA
Molecule: messenger RNA, 705 nt
Organism: Klebsormidium nitens
Lineage: Eukaryota; Viridiplantae; Streptophyta; Klebsormidiophyceae; Klebsormidiales; Klebsormidiaceae
Source: the annotation of a GenBank genome assembly